AUAUGUAGAUGACUUCCGAUGUGAUUCAAGGUUUCCUGUCUUCUAAUCAUUCUUGAUACCACCAAUAUGCGUCCUCUUGCAGCUAAUAUGGCUGCCCCUGCUUCAACCAAUCCCGUAGACUUUGCGGCUCGCGAUUUCGAUUACCUCGUCAUAGGUGGUGGGACGGCUGGUAUUGCGGUAGCAACACGUUUAUCCGAAGAUCCCAACAUAGUUGUUGGCAUCCUUGAAGCUGGACCAGCAGCUCUGGGAGAGGAUGAUAUUAAUGCACCCAAACCGGUUCUCCAGACGCUAGGGACGAAGUAUGACUGGCAAUUUGAAACAGUUCCUCAGCCGGGAUUAAGCGGAAGAACUCUCGCAUGGCCAAGAGGGAAGGUCUUGGGAGGAACGAGUGCGUUGAACUUAAUGACUUGGAAUCGCGGUAAUAGAGAAGAUUAUGAUGCUUGGGAGAAUCUAGGGAAUAAGGGGUGGGGCUGGAAUGAUCUCCUACCAUUCUUCAAGAAAUCUGAGAAAUUCCAUGUGCCUGACGAAGAAGCUCAAACAGCCCAUCGAUUGUACUUUGAUCCGCAAGCUGUCGGUACUGACGGGCCAAUUCACGCAUCAUACGCUAAACAGUAUUCAAAGACGCACCAACUCUGUUAUGAAACUAUGAUAAACUUAGGGGUCCCAGAAAAUAGAGCACACCAUGCCGGGUCUAACGUUGGCAUUUGGACGAAUCUAAACUCCGUGAACCCCGACGAUAAUACUAGGUCAUACGCUUCAUCGGCAUAUUAUGUACCUAACUCGUCGAGAAAAAAUCUAUUCAUCUUGACUGAGGCUCUUGUUCAAGAGGUCAUCCUUAUUCAAUGCAAUGGGGAAUGGACCGCAACAGGUGCUCGAUUCACGCAUGGCAGCAACUCUUACACCGCAUCGGCAUUGAGAGAGGUCGUUAUUAGUGCAGGAAGUGUCCAGUCGCCACAGUUGCUGGAGCUUUCUGGCGUAGGAAACCCUCAAGUUCUCAAGGAUGCGGGUAUAGAGGUCAAAAUCUCCAAUCUGAAUGUUGGCGAGAACCUACAGGACCAUCUGCUGUCCUUAUCUAUCUUUGAAGUCGACCCAUCCUUACAGAAGGCCGACUUGGAACCUCCGGGUACCCCUUAUUGUUACCUUCCGAUUUCAGCCGUAACAUCAAAGCAGAAGUUUGAGCAACUUGCUUCGAAGGUCAGGGCGCUAGAUCAGCAUCCUCCAGAGAAAUCGAGAAUUUUGCAAGGCAGGUUUGAUCCUUUUGCCAAUCUCGGUCAAUUCGAGUAUAUAUUUGACCUUGCAAACUGGAGUUCAGAUUUCCGGUCAGCAGCAGAGAAUGGGAAGAAAUAUUUAAGUAUUCUGCAAAUACUCCAAUACCCUUUCUCACGGGGAAGUAUCCAUAUUCGGAAGCGGCCUGAAAACGCAAGUAGCGACAUCAACAGAUCAACUAUUGCAGACAAACCAGUCAUUGAUCCUGGGUAUUACUCUGGUCCUCACGGAGAGAUAGAUCGGGAUAUCAUGGCAGAGUGCAUACAAUUUUCCAAUAGAAUUUCUCGGUCGACACCCCUGUCCGAGGUUGUCCGCUCGAGGGUAUUUCCACCAUCUUCGAUAGAGAGUGAUGAUGAACUAAGGGACUGGGCUUCCAAGAAUACGACAACCGAUUGGCACCCAAUAGGAACCUGCGGCAUGGGGGGUAGGGGUGGCAUUGACUCAGGGGUAGUUGACGACCGACUUCGGGUUUAUGGCGUGAAAAGACUGAGAGUUAUUGACGCAAGUAUAAUGCCACUUCAGAUCAGUGCGCAUCUUCAAGCCACAGUAUAUGCCAUUGCGGAGAAAGGGGCUUAUUUGAUACGUGAGGAUAACCUAGACAGGAGGUCUUGAGCAGCAAGAGGAGCUCACCACUCUCCCGUUUUGCUACUUGGCAUUGUAUUCAAGGCAGCCACCUAUCUAUAACUAUCAUGAACCCCUCCAAGGUCAAUGUCAACAUUGAGGUUAGUGUGACUGUUAGAACCAUAAACAGGUGUGACAAAUCUAUAUCCAAUAUAUUUCUGC
Messenger RNA from Annulohypoxylon truncatum, 2049 nucleotides. Its product is annotated as GMC oxidoreductase. Gene Ontology annotation, molecular function: flavin adenine dinucleotide binding; oxidoreductase activity, acting on CH-OH group of donors. Bases 67 to 1878 code for a protein of 603 amino acids. The transcript has 3 exons. The record is from RefSeq and is a predicted model, not a curated record. Lineage: Eukaryota; Fungi; Ascomycota; Sordariomycetes; Xylariales; Hypoxylaceae.